Molecule: messenger RNA, 288 nt
Organism: Glarea lozoyensis ATCC 20868
Lineage: Eukaryota; Fungi; Ascomycota; Leotiomycetes; Helotiales; Helotiaceae
Exons: 1
Coding region: 1-288 (95 amino acids)
Source: RefSeq, a predicted model, not a curated record
AUGGCCUUCUACAACCCCCUGAAUCACAACCGAAAUGCUAGAGACAAAGAUCGAAAUGAUUUCGAAAUCAAAAUGAAGGACGUCAGGACAAGAACCGCCAAGUUAGAGCAGAGAAUUACAGCACAGCUAGUGAAGAUCAAGGAUUGGGCGCUUAAGAGGAAGAACUUUCAAACGACGGCACCGGGAAAAUCGGACGAAAAUGGGAAGAACGUGGUUGGGAAGGAGGCAGUGGGAGGAGGUUUUUUGAUGGGAUUUCAAGGGUGGCGUUUUGGAAAGGGUAUAUCGUGA